AUGGUACAACAACGUUAUGAACACCUAGCGACAGAUGAAAGCAUUGAAACAAAUGAAACAAGCACGAAAGAUAAUGCUAAUGACAAUGGUACAACAACUGCUGAUGUAAUAGAUUUCGUACGGCCUACAUCUUUGAACUCUGGUUAUUCACAUGAUGACUCUAAGAAUAGAAUAGUGCAAGUACUUUUAAAGUAUAUGAAAUUUGUAGGACCGGGUUUAAUGGUAUCAGUUUCAUAUAUGGAUCCUGGUAAUUAUAGUACUGCAGUUGCAGCUGGUUCAGCACAUCGUUAUAAAUUACUUUUUUCAAUAUUAGUAUCCAAUUUUAUGGCUGCAUUUUGGCAAUGUCUAUGUGCAAAGCUAGGUGCCGUUACAGGUUUAGACUUAGCUCAAAAUUGUAAAAAACAUUUACCAUUUGGGUUAAACAUAGCAUUAUACAUACUGGCAGAGAUUGCGAUUGUCGCAACAGAUCUUGCUGAAGUUGUUGGUACCGCAAUCUCAUUAAAUAUUUUAUUUGAUGUUCCCUUAGCAUUAGGUGUUGUUUUAACCGUCAUCGAUGUUUUAAUAGUGUUAAUGGCAUAUAAACCUAAUGGAUCUAUGAAAUGGAUUAGAAUAUUUGAAGCAUUUGUUUCAUUUUUAGUGGUAAUGACUGUUAUAUGUUUUGGUAUUGAAUUAUUUUAUGCAGAUUUAGGACCUGCUAAAGAAAUUUUUAAAGGAUUUUUACCAAGUAGAGCCGUCAUUGAUGCAGAUGGAUUGUAUUUAAGUUUAGCUAUACUUGGUGCUACUGUAAUGCCACAUUCUUUAUAUUUAGGGUCUGGAGUUGUUCAACCAAGAUUGAGAGACUAUGACAUUAAUAAAGGUUACUAUAAACCUGAUAUGAAUGAUAUUGAAAAUAACCAUGAUAAUUAUAAACCGUCAUUUGAAGCUAUUAAUGAAACACUUCAUUAUACAAUGGCAGAAUUAUUAGUAUCAUUAUUUACCGUUGCAUUAUUUGUUAAUUGUUCAAUUUUAAUAGUUAGUGGUGCAACACUUUAUGGUACAACUCAAAACUCUGAAGAAGCAGAUUUAUUUUCAAUUUACAAUUUACUUUGUAGUACAUUAUCAAAGAGUGCAGGUACUAUCUUUGUUGUUGCAUUAUUAUUUUCAGGUCAAAGUUCAGGUAUUGUUUGUACAUUAAGUGGACAAAUGGUUAGUGAAGGGUUUUUAAAUUGGACUAUUGCACCUGCAUUAAGACGUUCUGCUACUAGAGCUGUGGCAAUUACACCUUGUUUAAUUCUUGUUCUAGUGGCAGGUCGUAAUGGACUUUCUGGAGCAUUAAAUGCAUCGCAAGUGGUUCUUUCUCUAUUAUUACCAUUUGUAUCUGCACCAUUAUUAUAUUUUACUUCAAAUAAGAAAAUUAUGAGAGUACAAGUGAAUGGUCAUAACGAUUGUCAACAACCUUCGAAAUCUUCUACAGGUUCAAACAAUAAAUCUAUUCCAUUUAACGAUGAAGGAUCACAUCAAGAUGAAUUUGGUGCUGAUGAAAGUAUAGAAUUACAAGAUCUUCUGAAAUCAAGCCCUAAACAAACAGACACAAACAUUGUGACAAACACUGAUGAUAUAACACCAGAAUAUAAAGACAUGAGCAAUAGUCUUUUCACUACUAUUGCAGCAAUUGCAGUUUGGUUACUUGUAUCUGUGCUAAAUUUUUACAUGUUAGUCAGUUUUGCAAGCAAUCAAGAAGUUCACGUGUAA
This is a messenger RNA of Maudiozyma saulgeensis, 1731 nucleotides long. NCBI's taxonomy places the organism in Eukaryota, Fungi, Ascomycota, Saccharomycetes, Saccharomycetales, Saccharomycetaceae. The record is from the annotation of a GenBank genome assembly.